AUAGCACACAAGUUCGGUGGCUGAUGAUCAUAUAUUCAUAUACACUUGCUGAUUGUUAAGCAUGGCUCUUCAAGGUAAGGUGGAGGCUGAAAUUGAAAUCAAAGCACCUGCUGACAAGUUCUACAACAUCUUCAAGAGUCAGGCUCACCACGUCCCAAACACUUCUCAAACUGGCACAAUAACGGGAGUUGCGGUGCAUGAAGGAGACUGGGAAACUGCGGGAUCUAUUAAGAUUUGGAGUUAUGCAAUAGAGGGGGAAGAGGGAACAUUCAAGGAGAAGGUGGAGUUAGACGAGGUGAACAAGGCCAUAAUUCUGAAUGGGUUGGAAGGAGAUGUGUUCCAGUAUUACAAGAGCUUCAAGCCCGUCUAUCAGUUCACUCAAAAGGAUGAGGGCAGAAGCAUUGCCAAAGUGUCCAUUGAAUAUGAGAAAUUGAGUGAGGAGGUUGCAGCUCCAGAUAAGUACAUUCGCUUGAUGACUAACAUCGUCAAGGAUCUUGAUGCCCACUUCAUCAAGGCAUGAGGGGAUUCUAUAAGGUAGCAUGCAACACGAUUGAAAGAAGCCUAGCCACUGUCUAUAUGCUCUGGUCUACAAAGUUAUAGACUAUUAAUAUAAUGUGUUGUAACGCAUGAUUUCUAGGUUAUAAGUAAACUGGUUUGGAGUGUUACUUAAUUGGGUUUUAUAUUGUUGUGCAAAGUGUCAUUAUUGUGAUAAAUGCCUGUAAGAAAGGAUUUGUGAUGUAUCAUGUGCCAGCUAUGGUAUCAUAUUUAUGAAAUAAAUAUAUAAAAGUGACUUAAAGUUAUAGAA
Rosa rugosa (rugosa rose) is the source of this 805-nucleotide messenger RNA. Its product is annotated as MLP-like protein 28. NCBI's taxonomy places the organism in Eukaryota, Viridiplantae, Streptophyta, Magnoliopsida, Rosales, Rosaceae. The transcript has 2 exons. The record is from RefSeq and is a predicted model, not a curated record. The coding region runs from base 62 to 520 and encodes 152 amino acids. Gene Ontology annotation, biological process: defense response.